UGAAAUGUUGUCUGUUCAUAUUAUUAUUUAUCGAUGAAAAUCUUUGACAAAUGUUCUUGACUUCGUCGAUUUUAGCUCAACAGACGGGAAAGUGUUGACACGUGACGUUGACGUUUAACUCCUGUAACAAUGUAACAACCUGGAUCAAGUUCUAGAUCUGAUUCUGGUUCCAGAUCUAUAACUGAUUCUAGUUGUGAUUCUGGUCCUAGUUGUAGUCAUGGCUCUGGACUGGGUCGGGUUCAGUUAUGCUGUUCUGGUGUCAGUGGGAGGAGUCAUUGGUUUUGUGAAAGCAGGCAGCGUCACCUCCCUGGCUGCCGGGCUCCUGUUUGGCCUGUUGGCCGCGGUCGGUGCUUAUCUGGCAUCUCAGAAUCCAAAGAAUGUGUGGCUGCUGCUGGGCACCUCGGGAACUCUCACUGUGGUGAUGGGCCUGAGAUUCAUCAACUCCUGGAAGUUCAUGCCAGCAGGUCUAAUGACUUUAUUCAGCGGACUGAUGCUGGUGAAGAUCAUAACUGGGAUGUUGACGAGGCCACACGAAUCCUGAUAAAUACUUAAAUAGAUAUUUUCUGCGUACAAAACAUACAUUCCCUCUUUGCAGUCGUCUGUGAGAACAAUUUAAGUUUAAACAAUAUUUUUAUGGAAAACAUUCACCUUAUCAGGAUUAUCUUUGCACAGCUAAUUGUGUUUAAACCUGUUUGUGUACUUUAAUAAGAAAAUAUACUUUAUAUCUGCACUUUUUCACUCCAUUGAAAUAAAACAUUCACUCACUUCUAUACAAAAAUAA
Molecule: messenger RNA, 781 nt
Organism: Hippoglossus stenolepis (Pacific halibut)
Lineage: Eukaryota; Metazoa; Chordata; Actinopteri; Pleuronectiformes; Pleuronectidae
Product: transmembrane protein 14C-like
Exons: 4
Coding region: 218-541 (107 amino acids)
Biological process (GO): regulation of heme biosynthetic process
Cellular component (GO): mitochondrial membrane
Source: RefSeq, a predicted model, not a curated record